Triticum dicoccoides is the source of this 1296-nucleotide messenger RNA. RefSeq names its product 2-methyl-6-phytyl-1,4-hydroquinone methyltransferase 2, chloroplastic-like. Gene Ontology annotation, molecular function: 2-methyl-6-phytyl-1,4-benzoquinone methyltransferase activity. Gene Ontology annotation, biological process: methylation. The transcript is spliced from 3 exons. The record is from RefSeq and is a predicted model, not a curated record. Bases 53 to 898 code for a protein of 281 amino acids. NCBI's taxonomy places the organism in Eukaryota, Viridiplantae, Streptophyta, Magnoliopsida, Poales, Poaceae.
CUAAGCAUCCAUCAUCCGCUUGCUUGCUGUCCGGCCAGAGCAACGACUGGCCAUGGGUUCCACCAAGCCACUCCGGCUGAUCCAGCACAAGAAGGAGGCCCUCUGGUUCUACAGCUUCAUCUCCUUCGGCUACGACCAUGUGUUCAACCCAGGCCAGUACACCGAGGACAUGCGCGACAUCUCCCUGGAGCAUGCUCGCCUCCAUAGCCGGGCCCUCAAGGUGGUCGACGUCGGUGGUGGCACUGGCUUCACCACGCUCGGCGUCGUCCGGUAUGUCGACCCCGAGAACGUGACGCUGCUCGACCAGUCGCCGCACCAACUCGACAAGGCCAGAAAGAAGAAGGCCCUCAGGGGCAUCAAGAUCAUGGAGGGUGACGCCGAGGACCUCCCCUUCCCCGCCGACACCUUCGACCGAUACGUCUCCGCUGGCAGCAUUGAGUAUUGGCCUGAUCCGCAGCGGGGGAUCAAGGAGGCCUACAGGGUCCUGAGCGCCGACGGCGUGGCUUGUAUGAUAGGCCCCGUUCGCCCGACGUUCUGGCUAUCUCGCUUCUUCGCUGACAUGUGGAUGCUCUUCCCCACGGAGGAAGAGUACAUCGAGUGGUUCGAGAGGGCUGGCUUCAAGGAUGUCGAGCUCACCAGAAUCGGGCCAAAGUGGUACCGCGGUGCCCGUAGGCAUGGCCUGGUCAUAGGGUGCUGUGUCACAGGCAUCAAGACACAAAGCGGGGACUCCCCUUUGCAGCUUGGUCCGAAGGCCGAGGAUGUUAGCAAGCCACAUGUGAACCCCAUCUUCGUCUUCUUUCGGUUCCUCAUUGGGACAAUUUGUGCCACAUACUUCUUCCUAGUGCCCAUUUACAUGUGGAUCAAGGACAAGAUUGUGCCCCAAGGCCGGCCUAUCUAACUGAGGAUGCUACCUGGCAGGAGGAGACAAGAUUGGAGUCAAUAUCUGAUCUAAGCUGUGAAAAUACCACUUUUGUUUCAUGUUGUGUUCUGUAGCUAUAAAUAUGUGGACGCACGUGCCGUCAGAAGAUCGAUCGGUCAUGGGCUUCAUGCAUCAACCGAUACAGAGGCAGAUGCUCGAUGACGUGGGAAACUGAUUGACCAGACUUGUUUCCUGCUCAUGUAUCUCUCUUCGACUUGUGUGGACCCUCCCCUAAGAAGGUCCAUCAUCUCCGUGUAUAAAUAAAUCAAGUAGAAGUCAUUCGUUGUAACACAUAGUGAGUAUAUAAACAAUGGAGAAGUCAGUCACAUCUUCUCUACGUAUUAAAGUACAUAAACGUGUGCUCAUUGUCAUGCAAA